Syzygium oleosum is the source of this 1730-nucleotide messenger RNA. Its product is annotated as transcription factor MYB101. The coding region runs from base 76 to 1509 and encodes 477 amino acids. The transcript is spliced from 3 exons. Lineage: Eukaryota; Viridiplantae; Streptophyta; Magnoliopsida; Myrtales; Myrtaceae. The record is from RefSeq and is a predicted model, not a curated record.
GAUACGCAUACAUAAAAAGAAAAUAAAAAAAAACACCCCAGAAACAUCCCGUUGCAUUUGACACGAGCACCCAAAAUGGUGACGAACACAAGCUUUGAUGGGGCGGAGAAAGCCGUUUCGGAGCCUAAUAGGGACGGCGAUGACCGCACGAGCGGCGGCGGCAGCGGUGAAGGGCAAGGACAAGGGGCAGCGUUGAAGAAGGGGCCGUGGUCGGCGGGGGAGGAUGCGGUGCUGAUCGAAUACGUGAAGGCGCACGGUGAGGGUAACUGGAAUGCCAUCAGGAGGAAGACCGGGUUGAUGCGGUGUGGGAAGAGCUGCAGGCUGAGAUGGGCAAACCACCUGAGGCCGAACCUCAAGAAAGGUGCCUUCUCGCCCGAUGAAGAGGCCAAGAUCAUCCAGCUUCAUGCUCGGCUCGGCAACAAGUGGGCUCGCAUGGCCGCUCAGUUGCCCGGAAGGACCGACAAUGAGAUCAAAAACUUCUGGAACACAAGAAUGAAGAGACGUCAGAGAGCAAAUGAACCUCUCUAUCCUCAGCAAGUUCCUCAGCAAGUUCAACCGGAAGCGACCGUCGCCUAUGAUAUUAAUCUCCAGCCGCACCCCGUCGCUACUUCCUCCCUGCAAUCUCUACUUGCCCCACCACAACAACAACCGACUCUCUCUCCUAAUGUUUAUCACUCACUUGAUCCUCUCUCAUACCCCAAACCCUAUCAUCACCCGGAGAACAUCAUCAACGGCAUCUUCACCGCGCCCUCGGUCGUUCCUCCUCAUUCUUUAUUGUCGCCGCCCCCAUUCCUAUUCGACAUGGGGGCUUCCGAUCUGAACCUCAUCCUUGACGCAUUCAACAUUGGAGUCACUCCAGUUGAGCUCAAGCCCAUCAUCACCGACAGGCUGAGAGAGAACAGCAUGGCGGCGGCAGCAGCAACGACGGGGGUGACGGCCAUGAGCAACUCUUCUAUGAUGGGUGGCGAUUACAUGAUGGGAGCUUCUGCUGCUGGUGCCGCCUCCAGUUGCUGCUCGAACAAUUUCGAGGCUACACCAACGUCAGCGGUGUCGUCGAUGACAGCACCAAACAACAGUGGUUUACUAGACGCCUUCUUCGAGGAAGCUAGAGCUGCGUCGGCGCAGAAAGUGAAGGGAAGUAUGGUGGGUGGAGUGAAUGUGGGAAGAGCUGAGAGGGGAAGCCAUCAGGGCAUGGAGGCCAACCAGCGGUGGGAGAAUUUUUGCUCCGCUCCUUCAUCUCUCAAUGGAAUGACAAGACCUUUGGAAGAGGUCGAUGACGAUCUCUCAAGUCUUCUCAUGAACUUCCCCUCAUCUGCAAUCUCGGAGCCUGAAUGGUUCCGGAGCGCCUACUCAACCCCGCAGCCAUCCGGCUUGGACAAUGGUUGUGUCCUGAUCGACGACCCCAGAGGCCUGCCGCCAUUGCCCACUCCGGUUUCGGCUAUGGCAGCCACUGAACUGGAAUUGAACUUGUGCACACCACGGUGGAACAACAUGCCCGGCAUCUGUUGACAGCCAAGGUGGACUCGGAAGCAAUCAAAUCUAAUAUUUACUAUAGUAUUCUAGUGCUCCAUGGAGGGCCUGAUAGGGGUUGACACGUGGCCCAUUUGGUGUCCGCCACCUCACUUCCCUUAGCCUUUUUUUUUCCUAUUAAUUAUUAAGAAAUGACUUAUUAUCAAUAAAACAUAAUUAUCUAUAAUGGGGAUGCCACUUCACCUCAUGUUAUUUUACCU